AUGAAUAAGUAAGUUUAGAAUGGUUUUAAGACUCCAGAUAAAUCAUCACAAAAGUUAUCCUAAUAUAAUGGAAAAUGUGUAUGCUAGAUUUGUACAUGUGGAAAAGAUAAAUGUCCUCCUUAAUAAUUGCAUGUUAAUCCAUCACAUUUUGAUACUACAAAUCGUAAAUCUUAUGUAAAAUGGGAUAUUAAGAAAACUAAACCUAUAGUACCUGAAUAAUAUCGAAUUAAUCUUGGAACCUAAUCAUUUGUUUCAUCUUAUUAAAGAGAUUACACUCCUUAAAAAACUCCAGAAAGACAAACUAGAAAAACUUAAGAAACUACAAUACCAUUUCAUAGACCCUUUAUUUCAUCUACAGAAUAUAAUCAAAAAUAUCAACCUUAUGAUACUAUGGCUGUAUCCAUGAAGCCUUAAUAUUUUUAUUAAGAGAACCCAAAUAAAUUAUAAACUAGCACAACAUACAGUGAAAACUUUAAAGUUUAACCAAUAUCAAAUUAAUAUUAAAUCAAACAUCAUGAUUAGUCAUUUACUCCUACCAAAGUUUAAUUUAAUGCUAAUUCAAAAUAUUAAGAAGAUUAUACAGCAUAAAAAGGGUCAAGAGCAACUCCGAUAAAACAUAAUAAUUAAUCACCUUUUGGAGGAGUUAACUUUGAAAAGUUUUCAUCUUAUUAAAAAGAUUAUUAACAACUUGACGAAGAUACUUAUAAAAAACCUUAAUGUCCAAUUAGAAUGCUUCCAGUUCCAGAUAGGUAAUAUUUAUUAUCACAAUUAAUAGAAGUAAGAGUCCUAACAAACAUUUAAUGUUUAGUGCUUAGAAAAAUGAUUGGGAAUGA
Messenger RNA from Paramecium sonneborni, 833 nucleotides. Lineage: Eukaryota; Ciliophora; Oligohymenophorea; Peniculida; Parameciidae. The record is from the annotation of a GenBank genome assembly.